Molecule: messenger RNA, 4398 nt
Organism: Scatophagus argus
Lineage: Eukaryota; Metazoa; Chordata; Actinopteri; Scatophagidae
Product: VIP36-like protein
Exons: 8
Coding region: 33-1094 (353 amino acids)
Biological process (GO): endoplasmic reticulum organization; endoplasmic reticulum to Golgi vesicle-mediated transport; Golgi organization
Cellular component (GO): endoplasmic reticulum membrane; endoplasmic reticulum-Golgi intermediate compartment; COPII-coated ER to Golgi transport vesicle
Molecular function (GO): D-mannose binding
Source: RefSeq, a predicted model, not a curated record
UCUGAAACCACGUGACAAGUGGGAGUGUAAAGAUGGUUGCCACUGUAAUCAAGCCAAAUCUGGACCGAUUGAGAAGUUUCUCUUUUUUAUAUCCAAUGUUUCGUUUUAAAAUCAUCCGUCUAUUAACAUGUUUGUUUAUUACCGUUUGUAUUUUGAUGAACCAGUCGUUGGCAGACGACCAAGACUUCAUGGAGGAGUUUCUGAAGCAGGAAUAUUCUCUGGCAAAGCCAUACCGAGGGUUGAGUUUCUCUAGUUCCUCACAGUGGGAUCUGAUGGGCACUGCCAUGGUUACACCUGACCAUGUGAGGCUGACCCCAGACCUGCAGAGCAGACAGGGAGCGGUGUGGAGUCGUAUUCCGUUCUUCUUGCGUGAUUGGGAGCUCAAGGUACACUUUAAGAUCCAUGGCCAGGGAAAGAAGAAUUUUAAUGGGGAUGGACUGGCUGUCUGGUUAACCAAAGAUCGCAUGCAGAAUGGUCCUGUGUUUGGAAACAUGAACCACUUCACUGGACUUGGAAUAUUUGUAGACACUUACCCCAAUGCAGACAAAAGCCACGAUAGGGCUUUCCCGUACAUAUCGAUGAUGCUGGGGAAUGGGACUCUGUCAUAUGACCACGAUCGUGAUGGACGACCCACUGAGCUUGGAGGAUGUACGGCUAUGGCCCGCAACGCAAUCUACGACACUUUCCUCCUUGUCAGAUACUCCAAAAAUAGGCUCAUGCUCAUGGUGGAUGUAGAUGGUAAACAGGAAUGGAAACAUUGUGCUGACAUCGCAGGAGUGCGUCUUCCUACAGGAUACUUCUUUGGUGCCUCCUCUGCCACUGGGGACCUGUCAGACAACCAUGACAUCAUCUCCAUGAAGCUGUACCAGCUGACAGUAGAGAGGACUCCUGAGGAGGAGGAAGAGGAGGAGGUCACCAUCCCCAGUGUUGACAACAUGGAACAAUUCCAAGUGGAAUUCGAGGAGGAAGGGAUGAGUGCAGUCCAGUUCUUCUUCACCCUCCUCUUCUCCAUCCUGGGCCUGGGUGUUCUGGCAGUGGUAGGGCUGGUGGUUUAUGGGCGCUGGAAAGAAAACCGACGCAAACGUUUCUAUUGAUCAGACGACAGUCAAUUGGUUUCCAGAAUGUGUGCUCUCAAUCACCAUACGACACAACAAUGCAAAGACUGCCAUAGCUUUACUGAACCGCGCAAUCAAUUUGACUGUUUGAACCACUUCAUGGGUCUGAAGCCCAGAGCCAAGAGAACAUAAACAGGUGAGGAGAUCAUGAACGGGUGAGCCAGCUGUGAAAUAUUCUUUUCUUUUUUUGUGUGUGUUAUGGACGAUAGCUUGAGUAGAAUUUUUUGUGUUAAAAUAUGCUCAUCUCAGCCUGAAGUACAACACAGUGAGUCUGUAACAUCUGCACUAAUGGAGCCACUGUAGAUAUAACAUGUUCGUCCCAUUGUUGUCUCUUCUUAAAAAAAACAAAAAAGCAAAAAACAAAACAGGAAGAGACGAACAAAGACUUCAGAAUAAAUCACAGAUGCUGUAUGUAGUUUACUGACGUCAUGUUACAGAACUGUGGUACAGAAGGUUAAUGUGUAGUUACCUCUUAUUGCCACUUAGUGCUGCCAGCAUGCAGCUCUAAUCUGACUUGUAGCUGCUGUGAAGACCAGUCAACCUGUGGAUCAUUGUAGACCCCUUCUUGCUGCACUGAAUAAGUCAAAUUGUAUUGAUCUCCCAUGCAUUUGGGAGCACCUUAUAAGCCAGCACUUACAUCAGCUUCAUUGGUUUUAUAUUAGUUGUUUGUAAAUUAUGAUCUUUUGUUAAAGAAAGUACUUAGUGCUGUUUCAAGUGCCUGACUAGGACCAGUGAAGACAAACUCGUACUUUAUGUUCCAGUCCGUUCUGCAGGUGUGAGCUUACUGAGUUUCAUUUACUUUCUGAAGUUCUGAACAGUUCUCAGUCUGGAUACAAAAUAAUACUGGCACAUCAUCUGUGUCUGUGGAUAAAGGUUUGAAAAUGAAAUCCAUAUCAACAUGCAUAUAUGACAGUUGAAUGUGUACGUUUUGAAAAGCAUUGUAAGAGUAGACAUAAUAAUGUGUUAAUGCCUCUGCAGGAGAGUCUUGAUGUUGUCUGCAAUCGGAUGAAAAAGGUGUCAGCAUCUGCAGUUAGCCAAAAUGAGUUAGAAAAUAUCAGCAUAUCCGAAAAAUCUAAUGUUGUGUGUCCAGAGCUCUCAGUUAUGGAUCGCAGAAGUAGAGGUUUAUCCAGAAUCUGUUUGUUACUGCUGUACACCAAGCAGAAUUUUUAGCACUCUAUGUGGCACUGAAUUUCACCAGACCCUGUUCCCAGAUCCGUUUUAUUUCAGUCACUUAAUUUGUUGGUGGUGAUGUUGCUUUUGACCUUUGCCCCAGCAUGUAGUCAAAUGUGAGGCUGAGUAAACUGAAUAAUAUGUGAAUAUGAACACUGCUGAGUUGUUUAACCUGGAGUUUAACUGCUGCCAUCAUACAAGCUGGUGCCUUCCCUCCGCUGUCCAAUGGAUACAGCUGUGUCACAUUCUGGCUUUGUUGUGGCUGCCCCUUUCUCCCUUCCACCGUUGUUCUCCCAAUCUACAUAAAUGUCUAUAUUCAAUAACUGAUGAUAUUAAUUUAAUGUCUAGUGAGUAACUUUCCACAAACAAAACACUUAAGGACAGCGAGGAGCUGUCAGCAACAUUAACAGUAUGGGAUAUGACAGACUGAGAGUGUGAGAGAGUAGAAGUAACAGCAAUACUACUACCACUACUAAAUCCACUGAAGUAUAUUAUAUGUAAGUAGUUACUGCUAAAGGUUUGUUAAAAAGAUGUGUUAUGUUGCUCUUCAAUUAAGUAUUUCUUUUGUAACUUUGUCUUUACAUAUGUAGUCAAGUACAAAAUGUCACGCCGAGUAUGGGACAAAUGUCACAAAUGAGCCGCAAACAUGUUUUCAGUGAGUUUGUAAAACAAAGAAAACAUUUAAAACGUAUUGAACAAUAUUGGAAACGUGUCUGCUGAAGACUGCUGGACUGGAAGACUCUUUACUUUGGACGUAUUUGAAGGGGACAUGAACCACACAGGAGCUCUGACACAGCCACAUCCAUUGGACAGCGAGGGCUUAUUCAAAUGUCCUUUGUCCUUUGUAGACACUUUGAUUUGUCAUAGUAGGAAAAGCACAAGUUAUAUACCGGUACUGAUAUAGAUUAGUUAAGGCAUAAUAUCUACAAUAACAAGCAUUGAAGAUGGCUCCUUUCUCAGUGACCAAUGAAACUGAAGCAGUUACAGCUUGUGCUUUUCCUCCUGUGUUGUCAAAACGUCUUUUAUGAUCAAGUCCUAAAAUCAAGGAUUGUCAUCACUAAAGGUGAAUUCCACAUGAACUGGUGGGUUUCCACUCUGCAAAAGUACGUUUUUGGAGUGAUGUUUAAAGCUGUGAUAUCUCCCAGUGAGAAAUCACUUUGCUUAGAUUGAGAGAACAUUUCGGCAUUGUGAAAUUAAGAGUACUCUGAUUUAGAUUUGGACACCUGGAAACAGACUUUGAACACAUCAAAUCUGUUUCCAGGUGUUUAAUUAAUGAAGUUCUCCUUUAACCCUGAUAUUCUCCCGAAAAAAUUUGCACUUUGGUGGUCGUCUUCUUUCCAUUUGUAUGUGGUUUUCUUGGUUGAGUCAUACUGUGUGAUGAUGCAGACUUUGGUUAGACUACAGGGAUGUUUUCAACUGAAAGUUUCAUCAGCACUUCUGUCAGUGUGUUUUGUCUACAGGCCUCUCAUUUGUUAGAUUUAGUAUUUUUAUGAAUAAAGCUCAUGCUAACAACAGGGGAAAACAUCAAGAGGCCCAAACUGCACAACCCAUUUAAUGAAAAACUACUGUCAAGGUGUAGGAGCUUUUUUUUCUCAGUUUAAUUCAGUCAGGGUUUAUUAGCGUGUUUUACAUUUCCAUAACAAGUGUGAAAACAAAACAACAAUAAAAUAUAAAUAAAGGAAAUGAGUGAGAACUAUAAUUACUACAACAGUGAUUUUUGUUUUCAAACGUGUGUGUGUCUAGGUUACUUGGGUUAGGAUAUGUUGAUACGUAUUUGGGAAGCAAGAUGUGUCUCAUCUUUUAAUUUUGAGAGGUCAUUUGAAAUCUGAAAUUGGAGAGUUGAAAUCGUUCAAGUCAGAGUUCCUUAUUUUCAUUCAUAUUUUACAUUUGCAUUUACAAUGAAGUGCAUCUCUGUCUCAGCCUCCCCUGUCCAAUAAUGACCACAUACUCUUUUUUUCCUCUCUCUCUGUGCUGUGUAGCAAGCUGUUUGUUGUAAUCGUUAUGUCCACCAUGAAUCAUUAUCCUUUUGGCAAACAACAUGUGAAGCCAAUUCAGUAAAGAGCAUAUAUUCUUGUCAUGCCCAUUAUUUUUAAGUAAAAAAUUUCUAUGGUGA